Molecule: messenger RNA, 1858 nt
Organism: Varanus komodoensis (Komodo dragon)
Lineage: Eukaryota; Metazoa; Chordata; Lepidosauria; Squamata; Varanidae
Gene: IGSF8
Product: immunoglobulin superfamily member 8
Exons: 6
Coding region: 1-1848 (615 amino acids)
Source: RefSeq, a predicted model, not a curated record
AUGGAUGCUCCCGGGCGCCGCUUGCUCCUCCCGCGGCUGCCGCCGCCGCUGCUGCUGCUGCUGCUGCUGGCCGCCCUGGCAGAGGCCCGAGAGGUCCACCUCCCUGCGGGGCCCCUGUACCGCGUGGAGGGCACGGUCGUUUCCAUCCCCUGCAACGUCACGGAGUACGAGGGACCCACCCUGCAGCAUUUUGAGUGGUUCCUGUACCGCCCGUCGGCUCCGGACAUCUCCAUCGGCGUGAUCAGCACCAAGGACCCCACGUUCCCCUACGCCAUCUUUGGGGCCCGGGUGCAGGCGGGAGAGGUGUCUGUCCGUCGGCUCCGGGGGGACGCCGUGGAGCUGCGCAUCAAGGAGGUCCGCGUGGCGGACAUGGGCACCUACGAGUGCUACACGCCGAGCACGGAUUCCAAAUACCAUGGCGCCUACAGCGGCAAGGUGGAGCUGAGAGUGCUGCCCAACAGGCUGUCGGUGGCCGCCGCCCCCCCACCCCUGGAGCCCCCUCCCCGGAGCCGGGCGGCCACGGGCGCUGCCCUUGCGCAGGUGACGGUCCUGGAGGGCCGGGAGCUCCGGCUGGCGUGCCUGGCGGCGAGCGAGACCCAGCAGCACACCCACCUCGCGGUGUCCUUCAGUGUCUCCGCGCCCCCCGGUGCCAGCGAGCCGCAGGAGGUGAUCGGCGUGCGGCGAGAUUUCGCCGUGGAGGCCGGGGGGCGUUUCUCGGAGCGGCACGGCGCCCAGGAGCUGUCGCUGGCCAAGCUGGGCCGCCAGGAGUACCGGAUGUCUCUGGGCUGGCUGCAGCCCGAGGACUCCGGGAGGUACCACUGCACCGCGGCCGAGUGGAUCCAGGACCCCGACGGCAGCUGGCAGAAGAUCGUGGAGAAGCGGCUGGCGCUGGCCCAGGUCACCGUCCAGCCCCUCGCCGGCCAGCUGGCCGUGUCCGCCAGCCCCGCCAGUGUCCGCGCCAUCUCGGGGGAGGCCCUGGAGCUGCUCUGCAACGUGUCCGGGCCGGCGGCCCUCCUUUCCGCUCCUGCGGCCCUUUCGGUGGGCUGGGAGCUGAGCGGCGGAGCCGGUCCGGAGGGGCGCCUCGUGGCGCAGCUGGAGGUGGACGGCACGGUGGUCCUGGGCGAGAGCUACGCCAACCCCCGCGUGGGAAGGAGGCACGUGUCCCUGCGGAAGCUGCCCUCCCCCCCGGGCUGCUACCUGCUCCGGAUCGAGGCGGCCCAGCCGGGGGACGCGGGCGCCUACCGGUGCGUGGUGCAGGUGCUCGUGCGCGCCCCCAGCACGGAGCUCCGUCGCGUGGCCACCGCCCGGUCCGAGGCGGUGGCGGUGGACGUGGCGUCGAAAGCCGUGGUCCUCGGAGCCGUCGCCUGGCUGCCCUCGCCCACCAUCUACCGCGGCGACACGGCGGAGCUGCGCUGCAACGUCUCCGUGGCCUCGGCCGAGGCCGUCCGCCUCGCGCUCAGUUGGUGGGUGGAGGCCGAGCCGCAGGGCGCCAUGCUGGCCGCCGUCAGCCGUGAGGGAGUGGCCGCCUUCGGGCCCCGGGCCUCGGGGGGCGCCGUGAGCGUGGACAAGGUCGGGCCCCGGAGCCACCGGCUGCGCCUGCACGGGGUGCAGCCCUCGGACGGCGGGAGGUACCACUGCGCCGUGACCGCCUGGGUGCGCUCCCCCGACCUCAGCUGGUACAACGCCGGCUCCGUCGAGUCCAACGCCGUCUCCAUGCACCCAUACGCGCUGCCCAUGGACACCCUGUUCGUCCCGCUCCUGGUGGGGGUCUCCAGCGCCCUCUUCACUGGGGUGACCAUCCUGGUGGCCGUCACCUGCUGCUUCAUGAAGAGGCUCCGCAAGAGGUGAAGGCGGCUGC